AUGUUCAUGCGGAACGGAUGGGUCUCGGAUGCCCCAUUCGCGCUCAACGGAACGAACAUAUCCGAAUGCGCCAGCUACGUUUAUCUGUGUCGGGAACUGAACAUGAUGAACGACCUGACCCUUGAGCUGGGCAGAAGGAGAAGAGCGGCCUGGAGAGCGUAUAAGAGCAUUGAGGACGUAGUGAAGAAGGUCAGAAGCACUCGGUUCCGUGCUCACCUCUUCAGCAACACCGUACUUCCUGCUUUGACCUAUGCUUCGGGAAGCUGGGCAUUUCGCAAGCAGGAAGAAAACGCGGUGAACGUCAUUGAACGCGCAAUUGAGAGAGUGAUGCUAGGAGUAUCCGCAAGUGAGGGACGAGAUUUGAAGUUCUCUCCUACGUCAGCGAUUUAA
Messenger RNA from Necator americanus (New World hookworm), 390 nucleotides. RefSeq lists its product as uncharacterized. Bases 1 to 390 code for a protein of 129 amino acids. The record is from RefSeq and is a predicted model, not a curated record. The transcript has a single exon. Lineage: Eukaryota; Metazoa; Nematoda; Chromadorea; Rhabditida; Ancylostomatidae.